AAAAUUCAGUUGUGUACCGACUGCAGUUGCGAGCGGACAAGUGAAAGAUCUGGAAAAUGAAGUUCAGCUGGGCCCUGAUGCUCGUCCUGGGUUCCGUUGCAAUGGCCGCCCAAAAGGAUAAUUACUGCGAAAGGAACGAGACGACGCGGAUCCAGAAGCCGGUCACCAAGCAGCGUGUCAUUGUGAAAACGCAGCCCAAGUGGAAAAUUUGGAAGAAGUCGGAGAAAAUCACCGAGACCUACGACUCGGUAGAGGAGCAGGUGACCCACCAACUGGUCAGGGAGUGCUGCCCGGGCUACUUGGAGGUGGAAUCGGGAUUGUGCGAGCCCCUCUGUACCCGCGGCUGUCCCGCCCACGCCAGCUGUGCCGCUCCAGAUCGCUGCGAGUGCAUUUCCGGCUAUAUCUCGGCGAGGAGUCACCAGGAUGGCAGCCACUACUGUGAGCCCAUUUGCCAGACCCAGUGUCCGGCGGGGGCCCAGUGCGUUUCGCCCAACACCUGUGCCUGUCGCGAAGGCUACACCCAGUUGCAGCCGGCAGGCGAUGGUGUGAGCGGCGACUGUGCCCCAGUUUGCCGGGUGGGCGACGGAUGCGCCAAUGGCAAGUGCAUCGACGUGGAUCGCUGCGCCUGCAAUGCCGGCUAUCGGUGGGACAAGGUCGCGGAGCGUUGUGCCGAGCUGAGUGCAGAGUACGGAUCGGAGGAAGUGGACACCACCGAGGAGAGCUCCGAGUCCUGGGGCACCAGUUCGAUGGCUGCCUUCACGGCCACCGAUUGUCCCGAGGACUAUGUCCUCUUCCGUGGCGAGUGCCGCGAGAAGCAGUUCAACAGCAACGAGGCUGGCUGCCUCAAAUCCGACUGUGGUCCCCAUCAAACGUGCCUCGAGUCCGGCAAAUGCCAAUGCUCCGAUGGAUAUGUGGCGGAGGAAAAUAGUGGGGCUGGGGACAGGCUCAGCUGCCGGCCUACUUUGUUCCAAACGAUGAUUCACCUAGAUCAAGCCACCGACGACGAGGAUGAGCUGAAUCCCUGGACCAUCCCCAUCAUCGGUGUGGCCAGCGGAGCCCUCUUUGUCCUGCUCAUUGUGGGUCUCCUGGGCGGAAAACGGUAUCGCCAGGAGCGGGCUGCGGUGGCCAGCAAAGAGAUGGAGUGCCAGUAUUCGCAGAAGACCGUGGACGUGGACGAGUGGGUGCCGUGAAGGGUUCUGCUUCACCCUCGGCGUUGGGCUGUGUUACAAAACAUUGAUUGUUAACUUAAAAAUAUUUCUCAUUUGCGAAUAAAGAUCAUCGACUUAAUAACAUUUAA
This is a messenger RNA of Drosophila biarmipes, 1297 nucleotides long. Its product is annotated as cell death abnormality protein 1. The record is from RefSeq and is a predicted model, not a curated record. Lineage: Eukaryota; Metazoa; Arthropoda; Insecta; Diptera; Drosophilidae. Bases 57 to 1190 code for a protein of 377 amino acids. The transcript has a single exon.